AUGGUUGGAUUGGAUGAUCUGAGGCUUGAUCUGAGUCACAAGACUGAAUCUGGUCUGACGGUUGGUGAAACUCUGAAAAAGCUAGAGUUUCAGAGGCAGGAAAGGUUGUCUUUAGUCCCUACUCUCGACGAAGAUGUACGAGCUGUACUAAGGUGGUUAAAUAAGGAUGUGGUUAUUGAGGGCGAGGACAACCUAAGCCGUCGUGAAAGGUUAGCAGAGCUAUUAUAUUCAUCUCCGGAGCUAUUAGAUUCUUAUAAAGAGUCUCCAUUUUAUGUUUCCCAGGAUAAAAUACUAGAUAGACAAGGCAUUGAGGCAGAAGAUGAGGAAGAGGAAGAAUUUUAUACUCCAGCUUCUAGCGAGUUUGUUAAUGCUCGUAAAGAUAUAGUUCAGUAUUCAUUAGCUCGUGCAAACCGUAGGCUUCAGAAUAGUAUUGAGCAGAAUAAGAACCUAAAUCUCAAAGAAGUACUACUAAGACGAAGAGAACUGAACAAAAGACUAAAACUAUUUGAAUUAACAGGCACACAGCUACUGCAGGGAGGUCCUGUUUCGCAAGUAGCUGUGUCUCCAGAUGGUAAACAAGUUAUAACUGGGGACUGGAGUGGGCAGAUUAGGAUAUUGGACAGUCAAUCUUUGGAAUUGCAGCAAACUUAUGAAAACGGUCAUUCAGAUAAGAUAGGAGGCCUGGAUUGGGAUCCAACGGGACAAUAUGUACUCUCUGGAGCCGCCGAUUGUUUGCUGAAACUUUGGGAUACUACCCAGAGUAUUUGUUCCCAUGAAUACAGUGGACAUACUGGACGAGUAGCGCGAGUUAAGUUCCAUCCUAGUGGGAAAUAUGCUGCUAGCGCUUCUUUCGAUAUGACUUGGGCAUUUUGGGACUUAGAGAAACAGGUAGAACUUCUUUCUCAGGAGGGGCAUUCUAAAGAAGUUUUCAAUGUAUGCAUGAAUGGAGACGGUUCGUUAUUAGCAAGUGCGGGGCUUGAUUCAAUAGGAUUAAUAUGGGAUUUACGGUCUGGUGAGUCUAUAAUGGUCUUAGAUGGCCAUGAGAAGUCUAUUUACGGGCUUGAUUGGUCGCCAAAUGGUUACCAAGUUGCAACUGCAAGCGCUGACGGAACAAUUAAGAUUUGGGAUUUGAGGAAGCUUGGAAAUGUCGGAACAAUACUGGCCCACAACAGCGCAGUUGUUGAUGUUCGAUUUGACAAGGAAAACAGGCCAUUUUUAAUAUCUGGAGGUUACGAUGGUAAGGUUAAUAUAUAUAGUUCAUACAACUGGAAAUGUCAGCAUACCUUGGAAGGUCAUACAGGAAGGGUAAUGUCUGUUGACAUAUCGAACGAUCUUGUCCUAUAUAGUUCAGGGUGGGAUAGAUCUGUCAAAAGAUGGACAAUUAACGAUAAAUGA
Eremothecium sinecaudum is the source of this 1395-nucleotide messenger RNA. RefSeq names its product U4/U6-U5 snRNP complex subunit PRP4 (gene PRP4). Gene Ontology annotation, molecular function: U4 snRNA binding; protein binding; U6 snRNA binding. The transcript has a single exon. Gene Ontology annotation, biological process: mRNA splicing, via spliceosome. The record is from RefSeq and is a predicted model, not a curated record. The coding region runs from base 1 to 1395 and encodes 464 amino acids. Gene Ontology annotation, cellular component: U4/U6 x U5 tri-snRNP complex. NCBI's taxonomy places the organism in Eukaryota, Fungi, Ascomycota, Saccharomycetes, Saccharomycetales, Saccharomycetaceae.